UGCCACAGUUUAUACACGCGCAGUAUAGAUUCAGGACCAGCACAAACCUCUAGCCAACCCUUUACCUCUCUCUCUCUCUAAACUCUCUCUCUAAAAUAUUCACAUAUCUUUGCAGUUGCAACCAUUACAGCAAGUUUUUUUGUUUUUCAUGUCAGAUUUGGUGAGGAAAUUAACAUGAAAACAGAGGUGAACAUGGAAGUUGAAAGUUGGAAUGAAGAAGAUAAAGCCAUUGUUGCAUCAGUUCUGGGGUCAAAAGCAUCUGAUUACUUGAUCUCAACCUCAGUUUCUAACCAAAGUUUAUCAACUUCAGUAACUAACGACGAGAAUCUACAACAAAAACUUUCCGAUCUUGUAGACAACCCAAUAUACGGCAAUUUCAGUUGGAACUUCGCUAUCUUUUGGCAGAUUUCAAAGUCCAAAACAGGGGAUUUGGUUCUUGGUUGGGGAGAUGGAUCUUGUAGAGAACCGAAAGAAGACGAAGAAUUCGAAAUCGCUCGAAUUCUAAGCUUGCGAUUGAAUGAUCAACACCAACAAAGGAUUAGGAAAAGAGUUCUUCAGAAAAUCCACAUUUUGUUUGGUGGAUUGGAUGAGGAUAAUUAUGCUUUUGGAUUGGAUAGAGUGACCGAUACCGAAAUGUUCUUUUUGAUAUCUAUGUAUUUCUCCUUUAGGAAAGGGGAAGGCGGUCCGGGCGGGUGUUACUCGUCCGGACGCCAUUUUUGGAUGUCCGAAAACUUGAAUUCGACGACCGAUUAUUGUUUCCGGUCUCAGUUGGCUAAAUCCGCAGGGAUUCAGACCGUUGUUAUGGUCCCGGUUGAUGGUGGUGUGGUUGAGGUUGGAUCUAUUCAAUCUAUACCGGAAAACACGAAACUAUUGCAGUCGAUUAGAAUGAUAUUUGCCGGAAGUAAGCAAAUUAGUUCGAUUAGUUCUUCGGUUCUUCCAUCAGUUCCUAUUCAUUUAACGACGAACAAUGGGAAUUCGGAGAAACCAGUGGUUUCGAUGAUCUUCGGGCAAGAUUUGAGUUCGAAUAUAAACCAACCACAGUUUCGCGAAAAGCUGGCCGUUAGAAAGCCUGAGGAAGCUCGGCUUCAGUUUUCGAAUUGGUCUCAGUUCAAUAACCAUCAUAAGCAGAUAGAUUUCACUGGGAUUACAUCUCGUCCGGGGAGCACGGAGUCCAAGGUUUCGGAUGAGUCCCAAGGGCGAGACGAAAGGGAAACGUUAUCCAUCAGCAUCGACGAAAAACGACCGAGAAAACGAGGGAGAAAGCCCGCAAACGGAAGAGAAGAGCCACUGAAUCAUGUGGAAGCCGAGAGACAACGAAGAGAGAAACUUAACCAAAGAUUCUACGCGCUACGCGCGGUAGUACCCAACAUUUCGAAGAUGGAUAAAGCAUCAUUGUUAGGUGAUGCGAUCACAUACAUAACCGAUCUUCAAAAGAAGCUUAAGGAGAUGGAAUCAGAAAGACAAUCGCCAAGUAACUUCGCGAAGUUAGACAAAAUCGAAGUGCAAACGGGACACGAUGAAGUAGUCGUGAGGGUUACUUCGCGGUUAGAUGCACAUCCCGUGUCUAAAGUGAUUCAAACGUUUGAGGAGUCGAAGAUUAAAGUUAUGGAAUCGAAGAUGAGUGCUGUAAACGACAUGGUGUUCCAUACGUUCGUUGUUAAGUCACAAGGACCCGAACAAUUGACAAAGGAGAAGUUGAUCUCUGCGUUUUCGCGAGAAACGAACUCCUCGUGACAUCCAUAGACAUGAAGAUUAAAAGUGAAAAAACAGCUUAGAAAGGUUCAUGCAGAGGUUAUUUUGUUCUUUUUAAGAUUUCAUAUACGGUUUUAUUCAAGGGUUAAAUGUAGAAAUAAUAACUAUGUUAAGAUUUUAGAUAUGUAUGUUCCUUUGUUAUGAUAUAUGUUCAUGAACCUUAGUCUUGUUUGGAGAAAAUCAUGAAAGUAGUUAGUAUCUAAUGUAUUAUAUUUUAUAUAUCUAUAACAAAUUAUGUUCAGUUA
Helianthus annuus (common sunflower) is the source of this 1997-nucleotide messenger RNA. Its product is annotated as transcription factor MTB1. Lineage: Eukaryota; Viridiplantae; Streptophyta; Magnoliopsida; Asterales; Asteraceae. Gene Ontology annotation, cellular component: nucleus. The record is from RefSeq and is a predicted model, not a curated record. Gene Ontology annotation, biological process: regulation of DNA-templated transcription. Gene Ontology annotation, molecular function: transcription cis-regulatory region binding; DNA-binding transcription factor activity; protein dimerization activity. The coding region runs from base 175 to 1734 and encodes 519 amino acids. The transcript has 2 exons.